Sinocyclocheilus anshuiensis is the source of this 934-nucleotide messenger RNA. RefSeq names its product cysteine-rich motor neuron 1 protein-like. Gene Ontology annotation, cellular component: extracellular region. Bases 497 to 934 code for a protein of 145 amino acids. Gene Ontology annotation, molecular function: insulin-like growth factor binding. The record is from RefSeq and is a predicted model, not a curated record. The transcript has a single exon. Gene Ontology annotation, biological process: regulation of cell growth; regulation of signal transduction. NCBI's taxonomy places the organism in Eukaryota, Metazoa, Chordata, Actinopteri, Cypriniformes, Cyprinidae.
CGGUCAAGGGUAUGACCUUUGAGACUGUUUGAAGAACCGUUCUGUUCUGAAAACUAUAAUCCAGACUGAAAGCAGCGUUUUAUUGCGUACCAGCUUAUGAAAAAGUCGCACACAAUUCUUCUCAGAUAACCUGCCAGUGUCCUAAUCUUGUCCUUGUUGCUCAUGGCUGAUUAUCUCGAUCACACCGUGAAUUGCACUCCCUGCUACUGGUCAUGUGACCUGUGCACAAAGGGUCCAGUCUUCACUUGGUCCAACUUAUUGGUUUUCAGACAAAAAGAAAACAACAAAGUGAUAGUAAAGAUAAGACUUGGAGAUAAUUAACUGCAAAUCCAGACUCAACAAACGUAACACUCCAUCAUCCAUUGGUUGUGAAGAAGGGAGGAGGUUUGUUGCUGUGAAGUUGAAUGAUUUGAGUGUGAGUGGAUGUAAAAUGUGGUCUCGGUUGUGAGGACUGUUAUAUAAAAGGCGACCCAUCUCAGUAACGUGAAGUCCAACCAUGAGUCCAUGCGUCUUCUCAAUCUUGGUGAUUUUGUGGCCAGUAAUGGUUGUGGAGAUGUCCACCUUGGAGGGCCAGCAGAUCCUCCAAGCCUUGCACUGUCCGCCCUGUGAACGCAUCCAUUGUUCCCCUCGUCGAGCGCUGAAACUCCAGUGUCAGGGUGGAAUCACCACUGGGAUCUGCGGUUGUUGUCCAGCCUGUGCUAAACUCGCGGGAGAACGCUGUGGAGGCACCUGGGACUACCUGGGGAAAUGCGAUGAAGGGCUGGUUUGCAUUUACCCAGAAGAAACAGGUGGAAACCCAGAAGCACAACGCAAGGGAACCUGCAAAUCAGGUACCACUGAAGCUGGAGAUGUCAAGUUAAUCUGUCUAGAUCAGGGGUGCCCAAACUCGGUCCUGGAGGGCCGGUGUCCUGCAGAGUUGUUAUUUAGAAUCUGA